Molecule: messenger RNA, 5616 nt
Organism: Salmo salar (Atlantic salmon)
Lineage: Eukaryota; Metazoa; Chordata; Actinopteri; Salmoniformes; Salmonidae
Source: RefSeq, a predicted model, not a curated record
CCACUUCAUGUCCCAACACAGAAAGUCCGUGUUUAAGGAACAAGAGGAAGAAAUGGACUUUACAGGUAGAAGACAAAAACAUCAGAGCUGAGUGAGCUGUGACUUACAUCUAAAAUGAGUCUCUCUGGGGAGAGAGAGGAGGGGACCACUGCCUCUAAAAUGAGUCUCUCUGGGGAGAGAGAGGAGGAGACCACUGCCUCUAAAAUGAGUCUCUCUGGGGAGAGAGAGGAGGAGACCACUGCCUCUAAAAUGAGUCUCUCUGGGGAGAGAGAGGAGGGGACCACUGCCUCUAAAUCGAGUCUCUCUGGGGAGAGCGAGGAGGGAACCACUGCCUCUAAAAUGACUCAAGACACCAGUUCUAAGAGUGUCCAGAAGCCCAGUUCAGAGUCACCUACAACCAGCCUGUUAUCAAUGAAGAGUGAUCAGCCACCUGCUUUCAGCCAGGAACCAUUACCAGAUGACAAUAAGGAAGUGGAGAGUUUGGACAGUGAGGAUGUAUUAAAGAUCACACACAACCUUCUGGACAGAAGAAGUCAAACUCUGCUGACAGUCCAACAAGACAUCAAGGCUAAACUGAAACACAAGUAUCAACACAUAUCUGAAGGAAUUGGACACCAUGGAAACCAAAGUCUGUUCAAGGACAUCUACACAGAGCUCUACAUCACAGAGGGUGGAAGUGGAGGGCUCAAUAAUGAACAUGAGGUUAGACAGAUAGAGAUGGCAUCCAAGAAGCAAACCACACAAGAGACACCAAUCAAAUGCGACGACAUCUUCAAGCCUUUACCUGGACAAGACAAACCUAUCAGAACUGUGCUGACAAAAGGAAUCGCUGGCAUUGGAAAAACAGUCUCUGUGCAGAAGUUCCUCCUUGACUGGGCAGAGGGAAAAGCAAAUCAGGACGUUCAUUUCAUGUUUCCUCUUCCUUUCCGUGAUCUGAACCUGAAAAAGGACCAAUACAGUCUGAUGCAACUUCUUUCCCACUACUUCUCAGAGCUGAAAGAGAUUGACAGCAUUGAAGAUGGUGAAACCAAAACUGUUUUCAUUUUUGAUGGUCUGGAUGAGUGUCGACUUCCUCUAGACUUCAAAAACAAUGAGAAGUGCUGUGAUGUCACGAAGCCAACCUCAGUGGACGUGCUGCUGACAAACCUCAUCGAGGGGAAUCUGCUUCCAUCUGCUCUCCUCUGGAUAACCACACGACCUGCAGCAGCCAAUCAGAUCCCUCCUGAGUGUGUUGACCAGGUGACAGAGGUACGAGGGUUCAAUGAGCGACAGAAGGAGGAGUACUUCAGGAAGAAAAUCACAGAUCAGAAUCUGGCCAAUGAUAUCAUCAAACACAUGAAGACAUCAAGGAGCCUCCACAUCAUGUGCCACAUGCCAGUCUUCUGUUGGAUAUCAGCCACUGUCCUUGAGAUGAUACUGAAAGAGGCAGAGAAGGAUGAAGUCCCCAAAACUCUGACCCAGAUGUACUCACACUUCAUUCUCAUCCAAAUCACUUUGAAGAACAGGAAGUACAACAAAUCCACAGAAACAAACCCAAAGGAACUGUCUCAGUCAGACAAAGAGAUGAUCCUGAAACUGGCCAAGCUGGCUUUCCAACAGCUGCAGAAGGGCAACCUGAUCUUCUAUGAGGAGGACCUGAGAGAGUGUGGCCUUGAUGUCACAGAGGCAUCAGAGUACUCAGCAUUGUGUACAGAGAUCUUUAAAGAAGAAUCUGGGCUGUACCAAGAGAAGGUCUACAGCUUUGUGCAUCUGAGCAUUCAGGAGUUUCUAGCAGUAGUGCAUGCUUUAGAAUCAUGUCUGGACAAGAAGGAAAAUGUUUUCUCCUCCGCUAGUGGUGGUGAGGAGAAGGAGUCAAUCCAGUUGUCUGACUUACACAGGAGAGCAGUGGACCAGGCCUUGAAGAGUGAGAAUGAACACCUGGACCUGUUCCUCCGCUUCCUUCUGGGUCUAUCACUGGAGUCCAAUCAGAAUCUGUUACGAGGCCUUCUGACACAGACAGGAAGUACAACACAGAGCAAUAAGAAAACAGUUGAGAGAACAGUCAGGUACCUUUCAGACAAGAUCGAGGAGGAAUCCUCACCAGAAAGGAUCAUCAACUUGUUCCACUGUCUGAAUGAACUUGGUGCCAACUCUCUAGUUGAAGACAUGCAGACCUCCCUGCGAUCAGGAACUCUUUCAGAAACAAGACUAAAACCUGACCAAUGUUCAGCCCUGGCCUACCUGUUACUGAUGUCAGAGGAGGUGCUGGAGGAGUUUGACCUGAAGACAUACAACACAUCAGAGGAAGGUUAUCAGAGGUUGCUGCCAGUAGUGAAAACCUGCAAGAGAGCACUACUGAAUGGCUGUGAACUCACAUAUGUAUCCUGUGAGACUCUGUCUUCAGCUCUGCAGACACCAAACUCCCCCCUGAGAGAACUGGACCUCAGCUACAAUGACCUGGGAGACAGAGGAGUGGAACUGCUCUGUGUUGGACUAACCAGUCCACUCUACAACAUACAGACACUAGUUCUAGGUCAGUGUGGUCUGACAGAGGGUUGCUGUUCAGAUCUGGCCUCAGUCCUGAGUUCACCCAACUCACAACUGAAACAACUGGAGCUGAGAGACAAUGACCUGCAGGACUCAGGAGUUACACUGCUGUCUGCUGGACUGGAGGAUCCAGACUGUAAACUACACACACUGAGUCUAGGUCAGUGUGGUCUGACAGAGGGUUGCUGUUCACAUCUGGCCUCGGUCCUGAGUUCACCCAACUCACAACUGAAACAACUGGAGCUGAGAGACAAUGACCUGCAGGACCCAGGAGUUACACUGCUGUCUGCUGGACUGGAGGAUCCAGACUGUAAACUACACACACUGGGGCUGUCUGGCUGUCUGGUCACAGAGGAGGGCUGUGCUGCUCUGUCUUCAGCUCUGAGGUCAAACCCCUCCCACUUGAAAGAGCUGGACCUGAGCUACAAUCACCCAGGAGACUCUGCAGGGGGACUGCUUUCAGCUGCUCUGGUGGAUCGCACAUAUAAACUGAUGAAGCUGAAUGUGAAUCAUGGUGGAGAGUGCAGGCUGAAAUCAGGGCUGAGGAAAUAUGCAUGUCAUCUCACCCUCGACCCAAAUACAGCAAACCCACACCUGGUACUGUCUGAGGGGAACAGGAAGGUGACACGGGUGGAAGAGAGGCAGCAUUAUGAAGACCAUCCAGACAAAUUUGAUUGUCUUCCCCAAGUUCUCUGCAGAGAAGGCUUAUCUGGAUCUCGUUAUUACUGGGAGGUGGAGAGGGAUGGUAGCAUGGCUGUCGUUGGUGUGGUGUACAAAGGAAUGAAGAGGAAGGGAAGGGGGGUUGACAGUGACAUUGGAGGCAAUAGGGAGUCCUGGUGUUUACUCUGCUCUCAUAGUGGUUAUUGCUUUUACCAUCCUGGAGUCUGUAGCAGAGUCGUCCCUGGUCCUGUUUCUAACAGAGUUGGAGUGUAUCUGGACUGGCCAGCUGGUACAUUGUCCUUCUAUAGUGUGUCCUCCUCUGGUACACUGACACACCUUUACACAGAACACACCACAUUCACUGAACCCCUCUAUCCUGGGUUUGGGGUUUCCUCCUCCUCUUCCUCAGUGACCCUGUGUCAGAUAGAUGACCAACACAUUCAGAGAAAUGGACCUACAGACCAUGGUGGAGAGUGUUGGAUCAAGCCUGGACCUGAGAAACGGAUUCCUCAGAGCUGUAAGACUUGUGACCAUGUUGAGGACUCCACACACUGGCUUCAGAUUGAGCCCUUGACUUCCACUGUCCAGGGAGUGACAAUGUUCAGACACAGGACACCCAAAGGGAGUUAUGAGUGCACAGUGUCUGGGCUCCGCUGGCUGUGUGAGAGAGAUGUCAUUCUGAAGUCCUGGCUAAAUUCCCAAUCUGGCCUUCAAACCAUCAUAGCUACCUAAUCAUCCCCAGCUUCCAAUUGGCUCAUUUAUCCCCUCUCCUCUCCCCUGCAACUCUUCCCCAGGCUGUUCAGGAACGGGAGAAAGAUCAGGUGUCCCAAGGAUAUUCAGAAUUUCUCCUGUCAAGUCCAAACAGGCCCUUAAAGCUGAACAGUUGGUUUGCGCUCAAGAAUCCCCACUCCACUUCCAUCUAUCCAGAGAAGAUUCAGCUGUUACCUGCAGACACCACACCAAGCUGUUGUAAGAUGAUAAUGGGAAACACAGGGGUUGACAUUGAGAUGGAGUUAAUCGGGGAAGAUGAGAGGACAGUAUGGAAAUCAGUGGUAUCAAAAGAUGAAUACAGCAAAGACUCUCAUCGAAUAUCAUUAACACUCCCUGGGAUUCCUGCUGAGGAGUUUCUGAAGAAACACAGGGCUGAACUCAUUCAGGGAGUCAAAAACCCAAUGCCAAUAGCAGAUGAUCUGUCGUCAAAGAGCAUGAUUGGUGAUGAAGAGUACUCCAGAAUAAAAGCUGAAACAACUGAACAGGACCGAAUGAGAGAACUACUGAAUGCAGUCCUCCCUAAAGGACCAGAAGUGACGGGAGCUUGUCUCAAAGCUCUCAUUGAACAUGAACGCCAUCUUGUUAAGCACUUGAGUGAAUCUAGCACCUAAUCUGAAGAUGCUGAGGCCUGUCUCCUAGUCUGUGGACAAAGACACUUCUUCACCUAAUCUGAAGAUGCUGAGGCCUGUCUCCUAGUCUGUGGACAAAGACACUUAAAUGAUUGUAAGGGAAAUGUUAAUGUUUGCUAUUCUUUUAACACAUUUCUGUGUUUUAUUAAUUUGCUGUUCUAUAAACCAAUGUGUGUGUUCAUCAAGUGUCUGACUGUACAAUCCUCACUAUCAGUAGCUGUAAUUUGGCAUUAAGCCCAGAUGUUGUUUUGAGAAGGAGAUAUCUCAGUUUCAAGGUCUCAUCUUAGAGAGAAGAAGACUGGUGAGGUGUUGGUCUGUUAAAUGUUAUGAACCAGUAUUGGUCUGUUAAAUGUUAUGAACCAGUAUUGGUCUGUUAAAUGUUAUGAACCAGUAUUGGUCUGUUAAAUGUUAUGAACCAGUAUUGGUCUGUUAAAUGUUAUGAACCAGUAUUGGUCUGUUAAAUGUUAUGAACCAGUAUUGGUCGGUCACAUGAAUGAAACAAAAUGGUAAUGAUUCAUGAAUUAUGCUAAACUAUGCAAAUAUAACUUGUCUGUGUAUAGCCGUAUAUAAGACAACUGCUGGGUCUGACCAGGGAGAGCUCUUGAUUGACAUGUGUUCUAUGGUACACUGAGUUGGGUCUGACCAGGGAGAGAUCCUGAUUGACGUGUUCUAUGGUACAUUGAGUUGGGUCUGACCAGGGAGAGAUCCUGAUUGACAUGUGUUCUAUGGUACAUUGAGUUGGGUCUGACCAGGGACAGAUCCUGAUUGACAUGUGUUCUAUGGUACAUUGAGUUGGGUCUGACCAGGGAGAGAUCCUGAUUGACAUGUGUUCUAUGGUACAUUGAGUUGGGUCUGACCAGGGAGAGAUCCUGAUUGACAUGUGUUCUAUGGUACAUUGAGUUGGGUCUGACCAGGGAGAGAUCCUGAUUGACAUGUGUUCUAUGGUACAUUGAGUUGAGUCUGCCCAGGGAGAGAUCCUGAUUGGUUGGAACCUCUCCAGCUCGCUGACAAUAAACAAUGAUUCAUUUCA